AUGGAAGUAAAAGUGAGUUACGGGGAUUAAGAAAUUUCUAUUAUGUGUCCACAUAUUUAAUUAACUGGCCAAUAUAUCUUCGAAUAAAUCUCAAAUUAGUUUAAUUUACAUUAAGAUUCUUUUGAGCUUCUCAUAUAUACAGAAUUAGGUACUAAAAAUCUAGAGAAGAAUUAAACACUCUCAUAACAAAAUAUAACAUAGUAAUAUCAAAAUUAUUUGGUUGUUAAAAAAAAGUAAUUUAAAAUUUUUACUUAGGUCUGAAAUUUAAUAUAUGUAGAAUACAGCUAACUUUUAAUAAGAAAAUAACUUUAAAAUCUCUAAUCAAUAAUUUGCAGGAGUUUAAGCGCCAAAUUAUGUUAAUGGGUAAUAAUUACUUCAAAUAAAUAGACAAUUUCCAGCUAAUUAAUUAAAUAUGAUUCCAAGCUAAAUGCCAGCAAAUCCUCAAAAUUAACAAUUAACUAAUAACAUUUAAGGAGGGCAACCAGUCUAAUUUUAACUUCCAAACUUGUAAAAUCCACCUUUUGUUUAAAAUUAACAACAUGGGCAAACAAAUCCUACGAACAUUGCUUAUUUAUAACAAGGUCAACAAAAUCCAAUGAAUAAUUCUAAUUAAUAUUCAGGGCAGCCAAAUCCAAUAAAUAACAAUUAAAUAACAGGGCAACUAAAUCCAUUAAACAAUAAUUAAUUUGGAGGGCAACCAAAUCCAAUGAACAAUUUUAAUUAAUUUGCAAAUCCAAUAAGCAACAAUUAAAUAACAGGGCAACCUAAUCCAUUAAACAACAAUUAAUUUGGAGGGCAACCAAAUCCAAUGAACAAUUUUAAUUAAUAUUUAGCCCCACAAAAUGUAUAGAACGCUGUUUUUUAAUUUUAAGGACAGCAAAACCCUAUUCCUUUCCAAUAACCAAAUUAAAUACUGAAUUCAUUUUAUCCUCCUUAAAUUAUUCCUACUAUCUCAUCCUUAAAACAACAUGAUAGAUAAAUAGAAUAGUUAUAAGAUUAAUUAAAAUAAUAGGAAGAAUAAAUUUAAAAAUUAUAGGAAAAUAAGUUAAAGUUAGAAAAUCUAAUUAAAAGACUGAAUAGUGAAAAAAAUUAAUUGUAAAAUGAUUGUGAUGAAGAAAUAUAUAAAAUAAAUGUAGAGAAUAAAGAUAAAAUAAAUAAGAUGUAAGAUGCUUUCAAUUCUACAAAUUUUUAAAAUUAAUCAAAAAUAAAAUUUCUAUAAUAAGAAAUAGAAGAUUUGAGGUAUGGCAAUAUUAUAAUUAUGUAGGGAAUAGAGGUAAUAGCUUGAAAGUGAUUUUAAUAGAUAAAGACAAUAAAUGAAUAGAUAAUCUGGACCUAUUAAUGAUAGGAUUUCAAUUGUUUAAAAUGAUCAAACUAUAAUAGAUGAAUUAAGAGCAAAAAAUUAAUCAUUAACAAAGUAAUUGAGAGAACGGGAUACAAUUAUUUAAAAUAAAGAAUACGAGAUUGAACAAUUGUACAAACAAAUCAAAGAUAGAGAUGAUAAAGAAAAAUUCUAAUAAUCAAAUAAAAAUGAUGAACUUGAUCGACGUUUUAAAGAAUAAUCAUAAAAAUUUAAUUUACUUUAAUCAAAAGUUGAUGAAUUAAGUCAUUAGGCUUAUGUUGAACAAAAGAAAAGAGAAGAUAGAGAAAAAGAAAUAACUAAACUAAAAGAAAAAGUUGUUAAUCUUGAGACUGAAAUAGAAUUAUAAGCCAUUGAAAUAAAAAAUGAUAAACAAAUUAUAUAAUUCAUAACAGAAUUAACAAAUAAAAAUUAAGAAGGACAUAAUAAUUAAUUAAUGCCACAAUUAAAUUAAGAAUUAUAAAGGCUUUAAGAAAAUAUGUAGAUGGAAUUAGCUCAGAGAAAGAUGUAGGAAUAAUAGAAAAAAGUGGAUGAAUAAUUGAGAAUAUAAUAAGAGAAUGCUUAAAGGAUAAUUAUUAGAUAAGAGAGAGAACAAAAAAUAAAGAAUGAAAAAUAAAAAAAAGCUUGCAAAUUAAGAGAAGCCAUUAUGAACACAUAAGGAAUACUUUAAGUAGGAUUAUUGGUUGAUGUUACAGGAUCUAUGGAUACAUAUAAAGACGCAACAAUGAAUAUUAUACAAAGAACUAUGGGUUGUAUUAAAAGUUAAACAAAUAGAGAUUGUGAAUGGGGAGCUGUUUGUUAUUAAGAUUUUGCAGAAUUAAAAUAAAGAGGAGAAUAUAUGUAACAUCAAUUUACUAGAGAUUCAAAUUAGAUGAUAAAUUUUUUAAAGAAUAUUACUUGUGAUGGUGGAGAUGAUGGUGCUGAAGAUUUAAGGAAUGGAAUUAAAUAGAUGAUUAGUAAUUUAAAAUGGGAGAAAUAUUUUAAAAUUGCUUUAUUAAUAUGUGAUGCUCCAUGUCAUGGUAAAAAAUGGACAGGAAAUGUUUUAGAUGAUUAUCCAGAAGAAGAUUUGGAAGAUGGAUUAUAAUAAUUAAUUAAUAAAAAUAUAGUUUUAAUUGGAAUUGAAUUCUCAUAAAAUACAGAUGUUAUGUUUGCACAAAUGAAAAACUUUUAUGCAAAAUAAAACAAAUAAUAGAUGUUAAUUGUUGUAGAUUUAAAAAAUAAAAAACCUGAUUAAAUUUAAGAUUAAUUAAUAAACAUUAUUUCUGAAGCAUCUAUUUCAAUUACUGAAGUAAGUUAAUAAGGUACAAAAACAAAAAAAGAAAAUGUUAAAAGAGAUGGUGCAUUAGAAGCCUUAGUAAAACUUUUACCAGAUCCAACAAAAUUCAAUUAAGAUCCUAAAAUAACUACUAUAGAAACUACUUUUAAGGUAUUUAGAGUUGAAAUUAACAAUAAUGCUUUUGAAAAAAAUAUUACAUCAAUAUAUAAAAUAACUGUACCUUAAGAUUAUAGUAUUACACUUGAAAGUGAAUGGAAUUGUAUUAGAACAUUAAAACCAUUUGCUUUUGGGUAACUUAAAGAAGUUUAUUUGAUGAAAAAAUUAAAUAAUUCAGUAUAAGAUGAAGUUUAUGUUAUAAAAAUGCCUAUUGGGUAUUUAUUCUAUUUAUUUUUAGAGGCUAAACUUAUAAAACAAUGAAUGAAGCACUUUUGGAAUGUAGAUCCCAUUUGAUUUCAAAAAGAUUAAUGUAAAAAUUUAUGUAGGAUUUAAAUGAUAAAAAUUUUAAUGCUCUUUAAAUUAAAUAUUCAGAUUUCUUAAUACUUUAAGAACAUGACAGUAAAUAUUAAUCUAAUUUUUAUAGGUAGCUUUUGGAUUGCAGAAAGAUUUUUUAAGGGAGAUUUUGUAAAAUUCAAUAAUAAUUAUGGAUAUAUUAAUCCAAAGGAUGAUUUAUUAAACAAUAUAGCUUAAUUAUUUUCCUAUUACACAUAUCAUAUAAGUGAUUUUUAGUAUAUGAUUUGUGAUGUAUAAGGAGUAGGUUACAAUUUUACAGACCCAGCAAUUAAUACAAGUGAAGGAAAUUUUGAUGAAACAGAUUUAGGUUAAGAUGGAAUUGGAUAAUAUAUUAUUUCAUUUGAAAAGGAUAAAACAGUACGUUAUCAAAAAUUCUUAGAUUUGCUAAAUUUAAAUGAUUGAAU
Paramecium pentaurelia is the source of this 3547-nucleotide messenger RNA. The record is from the annotation of a GenBank genome assembly. Lineage: Eukaryota; Ciliophora; Oligohymenophorea; Peniculida; Parameciidae.